GAAAAACCUUCAAUCUCUAUAGCGGCGCUGUACAGAACAAGAUGGCGACAUCCGAGACACAAACGAUCAGAAUUGGCUACGUGCCCGAGCAUUAUUUGGCUCCCCUCCACCUCGCUGCCCGAUCCGCUUUCUCGUCCCUCCCAUUCAAUGUUACCCUUAAGGCCUUCCCCUCUGGCACCGGACAUAUGAUAACUUCUUUACGGCAAAAUGAGAUAGAUAUUGGAAUUGGUCUUACUGAGGGUUGGGUUGCCGGGUUGGUUGGAAAGGAGCAGGUUGAGAAAGGCCCUGAUGCAGACGGGGGAUAUAAAGUGGUUGGGCAGUGGGUAGAGACGCCCUUGAGGUGGGCCAUUGUCACGGGGAGACAGAGAGCGAACAUUGACAGUGUGGAUGAUUUGAAAGGUGGAAGGGUGGGUGUGAGUCGAUUGGGAAGCGGAUCUCAUAUCAUGUCCUUCGUUCUUGCGAAGCAGCAAAAUUGGCCAAUUCCCGCACCUCUUACUCCGGUUAUCCUAGGUCCUUUCGGGUCACUCCGAGAUGGAGUGACGGGGAAGGGUCCCAAUGAGUCGGAUGCGGAGCAUCCGACUGCAGAUUUCUUCAUGUGGGAGCAAUUCACCACCAAGCCGUAUUUUGAUGCCACUCCCGCCACUCCAUCUCCUCCGCUAAAGAAAAUCGGGGAGAUAUUUACACCAUGGCCUUCAUGGCAUAUUGCAGCGUCUUCCUCAAAAUUUCCAAAUCCCGAAAACGAUCCUCGAUUAACGCAACUCAUGGAGGCUCUGGAUCACGGCAUUGCUGCAUUUGAAGCCGAUACAGCACAUGUUGUUGCAUUGUUGGGAACAGGAGAACUGGGAUGCACUUAUUCAAAAGAAGAUGCUACUGAGUGGUUGAAAGACGUCAGGUUUGUCAAGGGAGGCACUAAGGGUAUUCGAAGGGAUAUCAUUAAGAACGUUGUUGAUAUUUUGAAGAAUGCUGACGUUGUGCCAAAUGAGAUUGGCAACGAUGAGGCUGUGAGAAGAGUUGCUGGUAUCCUUCGAGAGCAGUAGCUCAGGCUGGAUCUUGAUAUAUAUCUUGGUGGAAAUCAAGUUGAUUC
Messenger RNA from Coccidioides posadasii C735 delta SOWgp, 1084 nucleotides. RefSeq lists its product as uncharacterized. NCBI's taxonomy places the organism in Eukaryota, Fungi, Ascomycota, Eurotiomycetes, Onygenales, Onygenaceae. The record is from RefSeq and is a predicted model, not a curated record.